CCCCCCCCCCCGUUUCUGUCCGUCAGGUGAAGUGACGUCAUCGUCAACAGGUGCGUCAAGGGAAAUUUCGCUCCCGGAAAGUCUCCAUCAAAUCAAGGGACAGAACGAAGCUCCAGCUCCAGCCUGGGAAAUGGACCCCAGGAACACCCAGCAGGACGUCCAGGACCAGCUCAACGAUGUGGUCAGCAGGCUCCAGUCCAAGAAUUUCUUCCAGUCUGAUCUGGACAUAGCGUUUUUCGCGGUCUUCUUCAUCUUCAUCGGCAUGAUCCUCCUGCUGUUCAUCCUGGUUCUGAUUCGCUGCUGCUGUUGCUGCUGCUGCCAGGACGACGACCAGCCUCGCAGACAGAAGAGGGGGGUGGUGAACAUGGCUCUGGAGCCCUGAUGUUGACUGGACCACCUGCUGGAACUGAACACAGAACCCCCCCACUCCCAUCAUCUGAUAGAUUUUAUUUCUCGGCACAUUUGCAGACAUUUCUGCUAUUGUCUUUAUCAUUUGAUCGUAUUUUUUUAAGGCCAAAAAAUGUUGAGAUGAGUCAAAUCAGCCCAUGGUGACCUUUUCUUUUCUUCAGAUUUAAGACUUUCUAUUCCUGCAGGACAUUUCUGUCCUUAGACUGUGUGAAGAGAAAAUUGCUCUGUUGUUGUGUUGCUGUGAAAUGUUGCUGUCCGUUGCUGAAUUGUUGACUGUAGAAGAUAAAGAUGCUCAAUAAAAUUCCUGAAAGAUG
This is a messenger RNA of Oryzias latipes (Japanese medaka), 722 nucleotides long. RefSeq names its product small integral membrane protein 22 (gene smim22). The record is from RefSeq and is a predicted model, not a curated record. NCBI's taxonomy places the organism in Eukaryota, Metazoa, Chordata, Actinopteri, Beloniformes, Adrianichthyidae. Gene Ontology annotation, biological process: regulation of cell population proliferation.